AUGGCGGACGAUCUGACCUCUCGCAGUCUCGCAGUUACCAUAGUAGAAGUCAGCUCUUUAAUGAUUCUCAAUGUAUUAUCUCUCUUAGGAAAUACCCUGGUUUGCAUUUUAUUUUACAAAAACGCACGACUGCGCACAACAACAAACCUAUACAUCAUUGCACUUGCUGUGAGCGACUUGCUAUCCGCCAUUUUCGUUAUGCCUUUCGGUAUUGGUGUGCUGAUCUCUGGUGAAUGGAUCUUUGGUGGAACGAUGUGCGAAAUUGGAGCUUUCUUCGUCUGUUUUGUCGCGUACGUAUCACCCGCUACUAUGAGCUUAACAGCAAUAAACCGAUACUUCAGGAUUUGCCAAUCGGAUCAGCAAUACAGGAAGUACUUUUCACCGUGGAAGUCACGAAUUUGGUUGGCCUGUGUGUGGAUCUUUGUUGCUUGUUACGCUGUGAUUCCAAAGUUGGCUGGUCUUCAAGAUUAUGCGUUCGUUCCGGGAUAUGGCAUCUGUGCCCUCGCCUUUCUAAGCGAAACUGGCAAAAUAAUCAAUUACUGCAUUGUCCUUGGUCUAUUGCUCGCUUUUCCUUUAACAGCAGCCAUCGUCAGCUACAUAAAAGUUGCAAAGAUGAUCCGACAACAUAACGAAGAGGUGUCAACUAAAAUUCCAAAGGAAAGUCAGAGAAAAGCGCGCAUAAGCGCACGAGAGAUCAAACUUAGUAAAUCUCUUUUCGUUGUUGUCUUUGCGUUCAUGAUGUGCUGGGCUCCGUUUUGGGUCAUCAUUGUAUUCAAGCGCUUCCGUGUUGGCUCGGGAAUGCCUCGAAAUAUUCAACUGUUGUGCUUGUUCUUACUCUAUUUGUCUAAUACAAUUAAUCCUUUUAUAUACGCUGGCAUGAAUCCCGUGUUCAGAAAAGAAUUUCGCAAAGUAGUUCUUUGCUAUUUUAACCAUAGAAUGACCUUGAGGAAGAGAAAAUCGCAGCAGUGUCAAAACAGUUGUGCGACUAGUACAGACUUCAGUGGCACUCCAAUGGGAACAAAAUCUUGCGGUUCACAAGAAGGAAAACAAUUACCGAAAACCACAAUUAAGGCUAACUCAGCCAUCGUCCUAUGCUCUAUUUAAAUUUCAUAAUUUAUAACAAGCGAAAAAAACAAAAACGCCGCUUAGGAAAUUGUCCAUAUUUAAAUGCUUACAAAACGAGCAACUGUGGACGUUUUUAUCGGGUUAGAAAACACUCUUCCUGGCGAGGGAUUGGUGUUCUAAGGCAGGCUAGAACACAAGCUUAUUUUAAUCACAAGACUAAAACAUAGUGUCUUUUGAACACUUUAGUAUAUUCAUCUGCUCAAAUUCACACCAAUUAUUUUAGAUCAUGUAAAUUAAAAUUAAUAAACAAUACACAAGUGGCUAAGUUAAUCUUAUGAAAAUAUUUCAAACAUCUUGAUAAUUGUAUGAAUCUCUAUCCAGUGUAACAUAUAUCAGUCCUAAUAAUGAUGAAUGUAAAUCUAAAUAAAUAAAAAACAAAAAUUCAAAGCAACCCCCACAGUAUUUAGUGAUUUGUUUCUUGGUCUUUAAUUGUCAAUAAUUGUUAAAUACAAUAAUUCAUACAGUGAACAACUCAAUUUAUUAUCAAAGAACAAAUAAUAAAUUAGAAGUGCGUCCGACAGUGAAGGGGAUUAACUGAGGCACUGGACACUAAAAAAAGAAAGCCCCUGAAACUAAAUUCUGCGGGGGCGAUUGCGGGGCAGCUCAAGGAACAGGUCAAAGGCAGCGAAAAUCCCAUGCUCGAUAUAUUAAAAUUCUAACAUGACUCCGAGGCUUUAGGGACAAAAUUGCACUAGAUUCCAUAUUGUAUUGCAAUUCCCAGAAGAGACUUGAUUACAAAUAAAACCAAACCAAAUAUCGAAAAAAUGGCCAGAAAGCCUCGGAGUAAUGUUAGAAUUUUAAUAUAUCGAACGUGGGUUAUUAAAGAGCCACUACUAUAAGCGGGGCCACCAAGAAAAAGUUGACCAAUCGGAUUACAGGAAAGUUUGUUGUCAAUCAUAAUCGAAAUAAACAACAUGAAGCAGGUUGUAAUCAACCGAUUACAACGUGCAGUCGUGACUUUUUGAACCGCGGAAGAAAUCCUGUAUUUCUUGAGAGGUCCGUUACGGUGAAUGACGGAGACGUUAGUUAAAUUUUUUACUUGAGGUCGUGAUGUUAUUGCAUAGCGCGGCAAUGGUAGCGAAGAAGUUGCUGGCAUGAAAAAAUAACAGCUUGUGUCAAACAAAUAUAUCUCCUGCAGGGUGUUAUACGUAAAGUAUAUAGAAAAGCAUUGUCUGGCGAAACAUUUCGCUUUCUUGUAAAAGGUUUGCUAUCAAUAUUUAAUUUUGCGCUUUUAGUAACUUGUUGUUUUUUUUUUUUACGAGCUGCUGAUUCGUCUUAAGACAACUUUCUUGUAAUGCAUUGUUAUUCUCCUGUAAUCCGAUUGGUCAACUUAGUCUAAGUGGCCCCGGUUACGGUAAUCGCACUGUACUGUACCCUUCCGACACAAAAAAAUCAUACAGUUGGAAAUAGUCCAGUUGUACCAGCCAAUAGCAAAGAGUUAUUUGAUAAGUUAAGAUAAUUAUCAUAUAAGCCUGGCUUUCCUAAAGGUCAAUAAACUGGGAAUAAAGGUAAAACAUAACAAAAUAUCUGGAAAAUCAAAAGCAAAAACUGUAUGAGAAUAAAUGAUGGUAAAAUAUAGCCCCGAGAUACAUAUUCAGUCAAUUUUAUCUUCAGGGCUUGAAAGAAAAUGGGCUCUAAAAAACAAUGACCUGUAUAUUGAUAAUCUGAUAAUUCAUUGGUAGCAAUUGAUACGAACACAAUAUUUUUAUGAAAAUCCCUAAUGAUAAGUGCUUUUGAUUGAGUAAGCAACAAUGUUGACAGAGGAAUAAAUAGUCAUAGACGGAACCAAGAACCUCUUAGUAACAUUUGAUCAAUAUUUUGCACACCCACGUGGCUCAUGGAUCAGAUCCAAGAAGAAAAAUGAAUAUGAAGUAUUUUUCCUGUUUUGAAAGCUCUGGCCUGCCUCCAGGAAUGACCGCUGAUCGGAACCGAAAAAUCCUAAAAAAGUUUGAGUUUUUACUCGUGAAAGUGUCUUUUCCUGUUUCUUAUUAAAAGCUGAUCGUGAGUUUCCUUCCGUUAAACGGUGGAAACGUAGUUGGUCUGGAGAAUAUGCUCUUAUUUAUAACUUGCAAAGGCCCAAAGUUCAAAACUGAAAUCUUUUAAAAAGAAGAAUGAAAGCCAAAAGCCUGUUAAAGACAAAACACAAGUUUAUGACAAACAUUCUCUGAGCUAAAACCAAAAUAAUAAAACCGAAAUAUUGCUGGGCCAAAUAUGGUGACAUGUACUGAUAGCGAAAAGGACCUUUGUAACUUCGCAAAGCAACAAAGGAACGAAACUAAGCUAAACUCGACUGCUUGCGACUUGUUAGUUUCUGUAAAGGGUUAAAAUGGAGAACGAUCUGAUUUCUCGAAGCCUCCCUGUGAUCAUUGUGGAAGUCAGCUCAUUAAUGAUUUUAAACAUCAUGUCGUUGAUUGGUAAUACCUUGGUUUUGUUUUCGGUUUACAAGAACACAAGACUUCGAACAGCAACGAACCUAUACAUCACGGCCCUGGCUGCGAGCGAUUUGCUUUCCGCUGUUUUUGUCAUGCCAUUUGGAACCGGAGUGCUCAUAGCCAGCAAAUGGGUCUUUGGUGAAACAUUUUGCCAGUUAAAUGCCUUCUUCAGCUUGUUUGUUAUUUACGUUUCACCUGUGACCAUAAGCUUAACAGCGGUGAACAGGUACGUAAAAAUGUGCAAAUCAAGUCAGCACUACAACAGGCUGUUUUCAGCGAGAAAGUCCCGCACUUUGAUCGCCUCAGUGUGGAUUUUUGUGGCUUGUUUUGUAACAAUUCCACGUUUGACCGGUCUUCAAGGGUAUGAGUUUGUCCCAGGUUAUGCUCAGUGCUCCAUUGUACAUCUCAACAAAGCUGGCAAAAUAAUCAAUUACUCCACUGUCCUUGCAUUCUUCUUCAUCGCCCCUUUGAUGGCCAUCAUCGUCAGCUACAGUAAAGUUGCAAAGGUGAUUCAAAAGCACAACUCAGAUGCUUCGUCUACCCUUGAAAGGCGGCGAAAAAAUAAACAUCACACUAGUCAUGAAAUCAACCUCAGUAAAUCCCUUUUUGCAGUCGUGUUCGCAUUUAUGAUAUGCUGGAUCCCAUUUUGGAAUAUAGUGAUUUUGUGGCGCUUCCAUCUCGUGCCAGGUAUGCCACGAAAUAUUCCUCUCCUCUGCAGGUUUUUGCUUUAUUUCUCCAAUGCCAUCAACCCGUUUAUUUACGCUGGGAUGAAUCCAGCGUUCAAAAGAGAAUUUCAUCAAAUUCUCUGC
Molecule: messenger RNA, 4366 nt
Organism: Porites lobata
Lineage: Eukaryota; Metazoa; Cnidaria; Anthozoa; Scleractinia; Poritidae
Source: the annotation of a GenBank genome assembly